AUGGACGCGCUUCGCUCUGCGCUGCAGCCCAUCACGCACAACCUGCCCGGCCCGAUCCGCGACCUCGGCGUGUCCAUCAUCGGCGACACGUGCUACAAGGCCCUGCUGCUCGACGUCGAUCUCGAAAACACCGAGUGCGUCAAGCUGGCUGUCAGCAAGGCGCUGGGAAUCGGAAUUGUGGGCGCGUCGUCGAUCGUCAAGGUGCCCCAGAUCGUCAAGCUGGUGCAGUCGCAAUCGGCCAGCGGCGUCUCGUUCCUCUCAUACUUGCUUGAGACGAGCAGCUACCUCAUCUCGCUCGCCUACAACUACCGGAAUGCGUUUCCCUUCAGCACCUACGGCGAGACGGCGCUCGUGCUGGGGCAGAAUGUCAUCAUCACGGUGCUCGUCCUUAACUACAGCGGCCGCGCCGGCAUGGCCGCCCUGUUCGUCGCCGCCCUUGCCACGAGCGUCGUGACGCUCUUCAACGCAAACAUCCUGGACAUGCAGAAACUCAGCUACCUGCAGGUCGGCGCCGGCGCUCUGGGCGUUGCGAGCAAGAUCCCCCAGAUCUUGGCGAUUUGGCAGGAGGGCGGCACAGGCCAGCUGAGCGCCUUUGCGGUGUUCAACUACCUUCUCGGCUCGCUCACGCGCAUUUUCACGACCCUGCAGGAGGUGGAUGACAAGCUGAUCCUGUACGGGUUUGUAGCGGGCUUCGCCCUGAACCUAGUGCUCGCACUGCAGAUGGUCUACUACUGGAAUGCACCUUCGGCCAAGGCCAAGGGCAAAAGAAAGGAGGUCCCGGUCGAGGCGCCGUCAUCAGCUACAGCCACAGCAGUCCCGAAGAGCAAAGGCCCGACAACACGUCGUCGUGGUUAG
Canariomyces notabilis is the source of this 855-nucleotide messenger RNA. Its product is annotated as mannose-P-dolichol utilization defect 1 protein. NCBI's taxonomy places the organism in Eukaryota, Fungi, Ascomycota, Sordariomycetes, Sordariales, Chaetomiaceae. The transcript is spliced from 2 exons. Bases 1 to 855 code for a protein of 284 amino acids. The record is from RefSeq and is a predicted model, not a curated record.